Messenger RNA from Exophiala xenobiotica, 2327 nucleotides. RefSeq lists its product as uncharacterized. The record is from RefSeq and is a predicted model, not a curated record. Bases 145 to 1467 code for a protein of 440 amino acids. The transcript has 4 exons. Lineage: Eukaryota; Fungi; Ascomycota; Eurotiomycetes; Chaetothyriales; Herpotrichiellaceae.
UAGCUGUGGGCGGCUGUCACUUGGACUUCACGGCGACUCGAACAUGAGAGAACUACUCGUAUCAGUUUUCUUUUCAUUUCAUCGGAACAUUUUCAGUCUCCUUGUCCUUCCAUUGAGCCUUGAAACUCUGUAAACGACAUCAUCAUGACUGGGAGACGCUCUUCCGCGCGUAUUGCCGGACUCAAGUCCUCACAGGAAUCCUCCUCUCCACCUCAACCCAAAUCGUCGCCCCCUGGGAAGAAACGCAAGAAUGAAUCUAGCGGUACUUCUCCGACAGCCAAACGCGGCAAGAAAGCGAGCGAGCCAGAGCAGAAGAGUCUAGAGGAGACAAUGCAAAAUGGCAACAAAGCGGAAGAACCUGCCACAACAAAUGCCGAACAGCACACCAGUCAACCUCCCGCUGAAGAAGCGAAGGAGGAAAAGCCCGAUUCACAAGUUGGCGACAAGACCGAGUCCAAGCAGGAGGAUGAGAAGCCAGAUGCUGAAGAUACCAAGAUGACCGGCACUGGUGAUGGUGAAGCAAAGAAAGAGGAAGACUCACAGCCAGCCAAGAAAGAGCCAUCAGAGAAGAAAGAAGACACAGAGCAAGUCAAGACCAAUGGCGACGCUGUCGACCCCGGCGAGCGUGGAGACGACGUCUCAUCGAGCAUUCUCGAGAAAGGUAUCAUCUACUUCUUCUUCCGACCAAGAGUCAAUGUCGAUGAACCGCAAGACGUCAAUGAUGUCGCUCGCACGUACAUGGUGAUGCGCCCCAUCCCACUUGACGCGAAGCUCGGCGAAGGACCCAUCGGUGACGCGGGCAACUGCCGACUUUUGGCUGUGCCAAAGAAGGUUCUCCCAGUCAGCGGCAAGGACAGAUUCCUGUCGUUCGUCGAGAAGGCCAAGACCAGCUUCAAAGACCUCAAGGAGUCGUUCAUGACUGGAUCUGAAUACGCCACUAAGACUCAGGGAACCAGCCACGUACCACCAGUCACACCACUUGCUGAAGGUGUCUAUGCCAUCACAUCCACCGGUCGGGAGUCGCACAUCGCCUACAACAUCACUAUCCCACAAGAACUUGGUGAAGUCCAGAAAGAUCUCGGCAUUCAGGAGCGAGGAAGUUUCGUGACCAGCGUCAAGAACCCCAACAAACCAGCUCCUGCCGGUGCAAGUCUGCCAAAAGGCCCUGACUAUCCGCAAGAGCUGCUGGACGAAUUCAGAAGCCUGCGCUGGAAGCCGUUGGAGCCCAAGUAUCUCGACUAUCAGAAUACUCAAUUCCUCUUGAUCGGAGAAUCUCAUCACCACGACAAGGCUGUUGAGCAGAGACCCAAGGACGAGCGCCAAGGCAAUGCUCCGCCAGAAGAAGAGAUGGAGAAGUUGGAGGGCGAAAACGAGAUUCGAAUCAAGCAUCUGAAAGGGGACGAUUCAGUAUUUGUGGAUCUCGGCAUCACAGCCAAGGACUUCCCCAGGGUCCCGACGACCUGGUAAUUGCUGUCCUCUCGUCAUGCUGCAUGACGAGAAUUGGGUGGCCAACUUGGGGUUUGCGGUGUUGCAUGAUGAUACGGUGGAGCAUACCUUGGUGAUCGGUUGCAUAUGACUAAGAUUGAAUAGACCCCAUAGUCUCUCUCUCGCAGGCUGAACGCAAAGUCAGCUGUGAUGUACAAAACUCCAUUGAGUAUUAUCUCAACAGCCACUCCAUUUCCGGCAAGUGAUAAAUACUUCGAGGUACCUUGUCAAGGGAUAACAGGCCUAGGGCUGACCAAUAUGAUUCGUGCCUUGUUGAAUAGGUAGCUGUGGACUUGGCGAAGGCGAAUACGCUGGCUGAGAAGAAGCUUAUACGCAACUGCAAAGGCGAAUACGCAAUUGGGAAAGACGAAUACGCAAGAGUGCCAUACGCUUGACUACCUUAGCCAGGCCAAGCAGAUAAGACUCUCUGGACACGAUAUGGAUACUCCCUGUAGCCAUUGUCUCGGAGAAUGAAGUGGGUCCCAAUGCUACAAUACUAUGUAGGUAUGUCACUAUGUAGGUAUGUCAAUAUGUAGGCAUGCCGCUAUGGAGGCAUGUCAGUAUGGAGGCAUGUCAGUAUGGAGGCAUGUCAGUAUGGAGGCAUGUCAGUAUGGAGGCAUGUCAGUAUGGAGGUAUGUCAGUAUGUAGUACACGAGGAGUGUUGCUUACCGGAGUGUGCGCGAGGAGUGUGGGUUUCCGGCUUCAUACUCGACCUAUCUGACGUGUGACCGUGAGGACAGACGCUGACUUCACGAGUAUAAAACCAGGGCGUAGUAGCAUACCGGGACCUCCAGAAGACAUUGUCUUUUUGGUAGUACGACAAAUUGUAGACCGACAACAAG